AUGGCCAAUCUGGAAGGCAAAGUUAUCGCUCUUACAGGCGCAGCCUCAGGAAUCGGACUAGCCACUGCCAAACUACUAGGCCAGAGAGGUGCUACACUCUCGCUGGCCGACAUUAAUCAAGGACAACUCGAGACAGUGGCCAGUGCUUUAAGUGAUUCUGGUAUCACUGCCAUUUUCACCGUCGUUGACGUAACAAAAUCAUCGGAUGUCAAGAGCUUCAUAGAGAAGACGAUGAAGGAAUUUGGCAGAUUGGAUGGCGCAGCAAAUCUGGCUGGAGUUAUCGGGCGCAAUGCAUCAACCGCGGACCUCAGAGAUGAGACCGACGAGGAAUGGGAUCUAAUUAUGAAUGUCAAUGCUAAGGGAGUUUUCAAAUGCAUGAGAGAGGAAUUGAAGGUCAUGAAAUCAGGAGCCUCGGUUGUCAAUGCUGCCAGUGUGCUCGCGUUGACAGGUAAGGCGCAAGCCAGUAUCUACUGUGCUAGCAAACAUGCCGUGGCUGGUUUGAUCCGAGCGGCAGCAAGAGAAGAGGGCAAGAACAAUAUUCGUAUCAACGGUGUCGCUCCGGGGUUUAUUGACACGCCGAUGGUUUCGGCAGUGGAAGAAGCACUGAAUGUCACGCACGUUGAUUUCUCUCCCCAGGCGUUCGAGAGGAAAGGGAAGCCGGUAGAGAUCGCCAACAUCAUAGCAUUUCUACUAAGCGACGAAAGUGCUUUCGUGACGGGAGCAGUAUGGACCGCAGAUGGUGGUUGGAUCUGCUAG
This is a messenger RNA of Exophiala bonariae, 756 nucleotides long. RefSeq lists its product as uncharacterized. Gene Ontology annotation, molecular function: oxidoreductase activity. The record is from RefSeq and is a predicted model, not a curated record. The transcript has a single exon. NCBI's taxonomy places the organism in Eukaryota, Fungi, Ascomycota, Eurotiomycetes, Chaetothyriales, Herpotrichiellaceae. Bases 1 to 756 code for a protein of 251 amino acids.